This is a messenger RNA of Peronospora farinosa, 801 nucleotides long. Lineage: Eukaryota; Oomycota; Peronosporomycetes; Peronosporales; Peronosporaceae. The record is from the annotation of a GenBank genome assembly.
AUGAACAGCAAUAGCGACAACGAUAGUGAUGGUGAGGACUUGACAUUGUCAGUUGCAUCACUAGCAGCUCUACAGGAAUUUGCGAUUGAACAAGGUAUUGCCAUGAACACUGAUUCAUCAGAUAUACGUUUGGACAUUCAAAAUGCAUUGGACAUUGAGCCCAAGGAAGAUUCAUUUGAGUUCAAGUUUGGCACGUCAAAAGGUGAAGCAGAGAUUAUAAUACGUCUUAAUGGCUUACGACGUGAUAUUGGACAGACGUUGCAGUCUACGGGGCUCACACUCUGGCGUGCUGGGGACUUUUUGAGUGACUACAUGUCCCAAAACCGUGGCCGGUUUGCUGGUAAAUCAAUCAUCGAACUGGGUAGUGGACUCGGCCUUGUUGGCAUUUUGGCGUCGUAUCUUACGGAUCAACACGUGGUAAUGACAGACGGUGAUGAUGUUACCAUUGAGCUAUUGACUGCUAAUUGCCAGCUCAAUAAGGUCGAGGAUAGGGUGCAAUGCAGAAAACUUCUUUGGGGUAUCGACUUGGAUCAGAUUGAAGACAAGUUUGACAUUGUUCUGGGAGCUGAUAUUAUUUACGAGCAAGAACAUGUUGUGUCACUUUUUGAGACGGCGAAAUACUUGUUGAAACCUGGCCGUCAACUUGUGGAGAGUGGUGACAAGGCCGCGUCGGAGUUUUUGCUGGCGUACACGAAACGCAAUGUGUCCAUUGACUACGUUUUAGAUACUGCAAAGAACUUUGGCUUUGAGUGGGAUGAACCUAUAAACGACGAAGGUAUCUACACAUUUAGAUUAGUGUAA